AUGGCCAGUUUGCGACAGCUGAUUGCUUUACUGCUUUGUAGUGUUUGUUAUUCUGCAAUCUGUAAGGAACAUUUCUGUAAUAUGCCACAAAUUUUACACUGUGAAUUUGAAGUAUUUGGAAUAGUGCAAGGAGUUUCAUUUCGUAUGUUUACAGAAAAACAGGCGAAAUCAUUGGGUGUACGUGGAUGGUGCAUGAAUACACGCAACGAUACUGUUAAGGGAGAGAUUGAAGCUCCACCUGAAGAAUUUGCUCAAAUGAAAAUAUGGCUCGAAAAAACUGGAAGUCCAACUAGUCGUAUAGACAAAGUUAUUUUUGGCGAUAUAAAAGAAAUUGAUAGCUUUACAUUUGAAAGUUUUAGUAUAAAAUAUUAAAUACAUAAUGUUAAUUAUUGUCUUAUUAUUAAUAUAGUAAUAUUUAUUUAAAAUCAAUAAAUGUAUGUACUCUAACUCUAACCGAACACUUAGAGUUUAGUGUUCGGUUUUAACCGAAACAAUUGUUUUCGAAAUUAAUUAUGAAUAAAUUGAUAUGUAUGCCAAUUGCAAAUCUCUUAUCAAAUAUAUGCAAGAUAUUUUUAUAUAUUAUCAACCGAUUUUGUUUCGGAUUAUAUCCCAAAUUGAGAUUUAAAUUUAGGAUAUAUGUAUAUCAGUUUAUGCACAUUUAAUUUCGAAACAAAUUGUUUCGUUUAAAACCGCACACGAAACUCUAGAUAGAAUUAUGAAAUUAAACACAGGCACUAA
Molecule: messenger RNA, 738 nt
Organism: Calliphora vicina (urban bluebottle blowfly)
Lineage: Eukaryota; Metazoa; Arthropoda; Insecta; Diptera; Calliphoridae
Product: acylphosphatase-2-like
Exons: 4
Coding region: 1-372 (123 amino acids)
Molecular function (GO): acylphosphatase activity
Source: RefSeq, a predicted model, not a curated record